Rhagoletis zephyria (snowberry fruit fly) is the source of this 821-nucleotide messenger RNA. The record is from RefSeq and is a predicted model, not a curated record. Lineage: Eukaryota; Metazoa; Arthropoda; Insecta; Diptera; Tephritidae.
CAAACUGCGGUCUGAAGAACGCCGGCAGCCUGGGCAUGGUGGUGGGCGGAAAGACCACCGCUCCGCACGAGUUCCCCUGGGCCGUGGGCCUCCUCUACGACGGUCGGCUGAUCUGCGGCGGGACGCUCCUCUCCGCGCAGACCAUCCUCAGUGCCGCCCACUGCGUCAGCUCGGGGGGCGUCGGCCGACCGGCGGAACGGUACACCGUCCUCGUGGGGGCGCACAACCGAACCAGCUCAGGACGGCGCCUUCCCGUCCAGCAGAUACUCUGGCACAACCGCUACAGUGAACUGUCACUGCAGAAUGACAUUGCCCUGCUGAUCCUCGCCGAGCCGAUUGACCUGGAGGUGAUGGCCGAGGUCGCCCGACCCAUCUGCCUGCCCAACCGGACCGACGACUCGACGGGCAGCAGCAGCAGCCUGACGGGGCGGAUGGCGACGGUGGUGGGCUGGGGCGCCACGGCGGAGGGCGGCAGCCGCCUGCCGGAGCUGCUGCAGCAGGUGGCGCUGCCGGUGAUCAGCAACUGGCGGUGCAUGCUCGCCUACCUACCGCUGCCCAACUUUCCCAUUCGCAGUGGGCAGAUCUGCGCCGGCUACGACGACGGCGGCAAGGACAGCUGCCAGGGCGACAGUGGCAGCUCGCUGGCGCUUCCGCUUCCGUUCAAGCCAGAACGAGAAGGUGGGCAGGGGGCAGAAGGUGAGCAGCGCUGGACGCAGAUUGGCGUCGUCAGCUGGGGCAUGGGCUGCGCCCGGGCGCGCAAGCCGGGCGUCUACACUCGCGUCACCUCGCACCUGGACUGGAUUCAGGCUAAUGCUAAGUAG